Messenger RNA from Venturia canescens, 1302 nucleotides. RefSeq names its product L-dopachrome tautomerase yellow-k (gene yellow-k). The record is from RefSeq and is a predicted model, not a curated record. The transcript is spliced from 5 exons. Gene Ontology annotation, cellular component: extracellular region. NCBI's taxonomy places the organism in Eukaryota, Metazoa, Arthropoda, Insecta, Hymenoptera, Ichneumonidae. The coding region runs from base 63 to 1187 and encodes 374 amino acids.
AUUUCGUUGAGAGUCGUGAAAUUGAGCUUCGGGUAGUUGGACGUUGCAACGGCAGAUUGAGGAUGAUCGUCGAACGAUUUUUGUCCCUCGAUCUAAUUUCGCUUCUCGUUAUCGCUUGUUUGUUUAAAUUUUGUUCAUCCACGUGGAAUUUUUCAGCUGUCAAUCUCACCAACGACGUCCCCAUAUGGAGGUUCGCCUUCUGGAGAAAUCGAGCCUUUUUUGCUGUACCAAGUUUCUCGAGACGUGGACAACUCGUAAAUAGCGAAUUAACUCUUCUCGAGUCUUGCUGGCCCGAACCGGGAAGCAAUCACAGUGGAUUCGCUGCAACACUCGCCGAUAACGAUGUACGAAUAUUCCCAAAGUCGGCGCUCGCUUUCGACAAGUGUCACAAACUCUCCUCGGUCGUUGCUCUGGAUAUCGAGUCACGAGGCAGACUUUGGGUUCUGGACGCUCCCGAAGAUCACGAUUGUUCGGCAAAAAUUCUCGUUUACGAUCUCAGACGUAACGACCUUGAGAUAGCUCGUACUGACCUGGGGGGUGUAAGGAAAGAAAAUUUGAAAAGCCUCGUAAUCGAUCCUGUCUAUGGGCUCUGGGGCCCACGAGCCUACGUCGGUGACCCCGGUGACGAAUCGAUCAUUGUCUAUAGUUUGUUUAAAAGAAGAUGGUGGCGAUUGAAGCUGACAAGCGACCACAGGAUUCCGAGUUUCAGUCCUACCGAAAUGGCGAUUUCACGAAAAAGUGCUUUCCUCUAUUUGACGGAUUCACGAUCGCAAGAUCUCUUCAGUGUCGAUUUGGAAACGUUGAGAGACGAGGAGGGGCCUUCGAUCUUCCACGAGAGAGAAAUAGAACGCAAUUCCAGCAUCCAGUGGGUGGGAAGAAAAAUGGGCAAAUCGUCAGGACUGGCUAUCGAUCAAAGGGGUGGCCUUCACUACUUCCUGGUCACGGAACAUGCGAGCGUACGUUGGGACAUGAAACACGAUUUGAAAGCCAACGGUUACUCGAUUCUUCUCCAGAGCGCAGAAGUUCCUUGUAUAACUGAUUAUAGACUCGAUUCUCAGAGGAACGUUUGGGCUCUCGUUAAUCUUGAAAAUCCCCUCGUCAAAACUUCCAACACCAUUUAUCAAGGCAAAUGGCACGCUCAUUUUCGCACCGCCCGGAUUUUCAAGCACAAUUCUUUCGCCCCUUAACAUUUAAUUGAACAAUUCAAUCGCUGGAACACGUUGCGAGUCGACGAUCGAAAAAACUGCGAAACGAUUUUGUAAAUACGUUUCAUCGUAUAAUAAUAAACGAACAUCCUCGGAA